GAAUGCAGAAUUACAUUUAAAUUAUUACAUUUGCUCCCAUCACAUUAAAGAUCGCUGUUACAUAAGCAAAACUGUGCCUGUUAUUAUAGAAGCAUUUUCAAGAGAUAGAUGAUAAUGUGCCUCUAACAUAUUGUGAUAUGAAUGUCGAGAUAGAUGAAUAUCAUGAUAUCAAUAUCAGAUUUACCAAUUUGUGCAGACUCUGUGGUGAAUCUGCUUUGGAUGGGAUAGAUAUCUUUGCAGCCAAAGGUAUAGAGUUUAAAUUAAAAGAAAGAAUAAAUUUGCAUAUGCCUAUUUCAAUCGAUAGAGAAGAUUCGAUGCCACACAAAGUAUGCAUAGAUUGUUGCAACAAAUUGGAAAUUGCACACUCACUGGUUGUUUCAUGUUUACGAACUGAUAUACGGAUGAAAAGAUUCCUAAAUAUUGAAAAACAGUCAAAAUAUGAAAAUAAGUACAAUGUAUUAAUUGAUGAAUGUUCAUCAGAAAUCGCUCAAGAAAUGUGUACAGAUGAUAAUACACAUCCUUUUACAUUUAUUACUAAUAAAAUGGUAAACUCUUCAGAAUCAACUUUGAAAGAAUUAGGGAAUGGUGUAUGUUCUGAAAUACAGAAACAUAACUUUCAGAGCAUUGCAAAGAGUAUUGUGUCAUCAGAAUUAAAUACUCUGAUCCAAACCUGUACAGACGUUAACAGCAAAGCUACUGAGAUCACAGAAAAAAUAUCACAAAUUCAACAAGAUAAAAUCCGCAAUGAAAAUCAUAGCAUUUUAUGCUUGCAAUGCCAAACUUUAUGCGAUACACAAGAAAUAUUUGAAAAUCAUAAAACAUUUUGUAAUAAGAAAGAGGAUGUUCCUAAACACAUAACUAUAUCUAGAACUACAGAAAAUGAAAAGUACAGAAAUGAGCAGAUUAACUUUAAAAUAAAAACUUCUCAGACAUUCAAUAAAGAAUGUGAAAGUAAGCAAGUAAUUAGUAAAGCUAAAAUGUAUGAGACAAUUCAUUGUGCUAUUUGUAAACAAACAUUUAAAUGUCAACAGGAUUAUGAUAAUCAUAAAUAUUUUCAUGAAAAUUUUACCACUGAAAUAAAUAAAAGAUGUGGUCAUUGUAAAAAAGUUUAUCAUAAUAGAAAAGAUUUGUUAAAUCAUAUUAUGGAAUCACAUGAGGGGCGAUUAUUAUUUCAGUGCUUUACAUGUGAUAAAAUGUACGAGAAGUGGUCUAGCUUGGAUAUUCACGAGGCUACUCACAGAAUAGAUAAGCCAUAUCUUUGUGAUCUAUGUGGGAAAAGUUUUAAACAUUCCAAUAAUUUGAGAGGUCAUAAAAGAAUUCAUUUGGAUGAAUCUAUAAAGAAGAGACACAUGUGUGAAAUCUGUGGCGAUGCAUUCAGAUCAAGAUUUCAUUUACGAGAACAUAUGAAUCAACAUGAUGGCAACAGACCCUAUUCUUGUGAACAGUGUGGGAAAGCCUUUUACAAAAGGAUUCAAUUACGGCAACAUAAAUUAUCGCACGGAUCCAAUAGGCAUGCAUGUUCGAUUUGUGGUGCAACAUUUAAUCGCAGAGGAAACAUGAAUACGCAUAUGAAACGACAUAAUGCAAUUGGAGCAUAUACAUGUAGCGUCUGUGCUUAUAAGUGCAAAUCUAUGAGCGAAUUGAAGAUACACAGGAAAAAACAUACCGAGGAAGAAAUAAUAGAUAGCAUCAAAAAGAAAUGUAAUGACAAGGAGAUAUGGCGGUGUAACAUCUGCAACAAAAUAUUCCCAAAGCGCACUGUUCUGAUAAAUCACGAACGCGUACACGGAGACGAUAAAUUAUACGAGUGCGACGAAUGCGGUAAAAAAUUAGCGAGUAAGAGCUCGUUGAUGUAUCACAAAAAAUCAAUGCAUCUAAGAGAGAGACCGCAUAUGUGUCAUUAUUGUGGAAAUUCAUUUGUUUCGAAAGAAGCGCGAUUGAUUCAUGAAAGAAUACACACUGGAGAACGUCCGUAUAUCUGCAAGGUUUGCAAUAUGCGCUAUAGAUGUUCCAGUAAUCUCAGCCAACAUAUGAAGAUCCACACAGGUGUCAAGCCACACAAGUGCCAUUAUUGUAGCAAAGAUUUUACGCGCAAAGGUGCGCUAAUUGUCCACGAGAGAAUCCACACGGGUGUUAAACCGUAUCCUUGCGAGACUUGUGGUAAAAGCUUUUCGCAAAAGAAUGACAUGUUGAAACACGCUAGGACACAUGGCAAAUUAAUGCAAUGUAACCAAUGCAACGAAAUCUUCAAACGGAAAAAAGAUAUGUUAAAACAUAUUACAAUGCAUAAACAAGAUAUUUCGGUGAUUUCAAACUACGUCAAUUCGCUGUCACAUGUUUCCUAAGUUCUCGCCAGUACAAUUAUCUCUUUGAAUAGAGAAAGAAUAAUUUUAAUUUUCUAAUAUAAAAUAAUAUUUAUGAUUAAUGCUGAUUUCAUCGGCAUAUGAAAAAGUUGUCUUCGAAGAAAGAAAAUCUACGUCUCGAAAAAACUGUGUCAGCUAUGGAGUACCUGAAUUUAUAUAUUUUUCAACAUAUUAAAUUAUCUGAGAAGGCUGUAUGUUUUGAGAAAGAGAGAUCGCUGCUGGAUAAAAUCUGAGCUUGGAAUUUUUGCAAAAAGUCAGUUUAUUAAUGAGUGUCGUCAUAUCAUGUUCUUAUCUUAAUACGUUUUUCAAGAAAGAAUGAAGAUUGUCUUGUAAAUCAAUGUUUUUGGAAAGUCUACAAGUAAUAUUUGGCCUAGCUGAGUAUUAAUAAGCUUGAGACAUGUAAGUAUUUGAAAAUCCAUAUAAUUCAUAUAUACGUCACUGUAAUUUUUUUGUAGCUUGCUAAAAGAUAUGAACGUCACAUAAAACGGAAUAUAUUACGUAUAAAAUUAAU
Camponotus floridanus (Florida carpenter ant) is the source of this 2874-nucleotide messenger RNA. Its product is annotated as zinc finger protein 883. The record is from RefSeq and is a predicted model, not a curated record. The coding region runs from base 138 to 2345 and encodes 735 amino acids. Gene Ontology annotation, biological process: regulation of transcription by RNA polymerase II. Gene Ontology annotation, molecular function: DNA-binding transcription factor activity, RNA polymerase II-specific; zinc ion binding; RNA polymerase II transcription regulatory region sequence-specific DNA binding. Gene Ontology annotation, cellular component: nucleus. Lineage: Eukaryota; Metazoa; Arthropoda; Insecta; Hymenoptera; Formicidae. The transcript has 6 exons.